Messenger RNA from Mycena citricolor, 1234 nucleotides. NCBI's taxonomy places the organism in Eukaryota, Fungi, Basidiomycota, Agaricomycetes, Agaricales, Mycenaceae. The record is from the annotation of a GenBank genome assembly.
GUUUUACUGUCAGUCGAGAGAUCUGAACCUUGGUCAAAGUUGACGCGUCAAGAUCAGAGUAUCAUCAGUGGCUAUGCCGCCCUCAUUUUAUCUCUCAUGACAUCGCAGAAAGGAAAAUCGCCUGAAAAACUCGACGUUGAGGACGAGGAAGAGCGUCUGGCCAGAAUCCAGAACACUCUAGAGAAACUGAACACGAACGCGCUGCCUACCGUCGAACCAGGCUCCAGUCAGAGACCAAACCUCGAAGCCAUCUGGAAUCAAAGCGCUCCAGCUGCCGCGGAAUUUGACGAGAGCUCUUUGCAACAACGUAGCGCGUCGUUUCUCUCCCAGAAAACGCCUCUGAUCGCGUAUCUAGUCCUCCAGCGCGUCCAAGCUUUUCUCCCACGAAUGGAGGCUUCGAAUACCGAGCUGGCCCAGAUGGUCGCAGCCGAUCCGCGGAGCGUUGAUAUCGAAAACGUGGACGAGGACAGGGAGGUCAUACAGAUGAAACUCGGCCUCGGCCUGUUCGAAGAAAGGAAUGGCAACGAGUCGUCAUCCGAGGACUCAAGUUCCAAUCCCGACUCCGAUUCCGACACGGGCACCAUGAGCUCGGUAUCUGAAUCCUCUGAUGAUUCGACCUCGACCUCCAGCGACGACGACUCGGAAGACUCGGUAUCAGCGGCCUCGCAUCAUUCAAGACCCAUCCGCCCACUUCCCCGUCGGGCUCGCCCAGAGAUCGAGAUCAUAUCCGAGACCACGUUUCCCGAAUGACCGCGUCGACUGAGGCGAAGCCGCGCGGGUGUGCGCCCCUGGAGCGGCCAGCUGUACAUAGAACGACAUUCUCCGCCAUCAUGAACGAACCAUGCGCCGAUACUCUCAUCCCACUUCAUAUUUUGAACCGGGCGGUCUCGAUGUCGCGCAGUGACGAACCAAUAGGCAGUUGUUGAGGUGCGGAUAUGGAUGUCGUCCCUGUUUGGAACAGCCGUAAUUUUCGGCGGAAGAACCACAUGACUGGGCUCAUUGCUGUACGUUCCACAGUGCGGCCUCGGGGCACCGCUCCCAGAAUGUAUCGUCACAUGGAACCCGUAGUUCAUGGCGGCGUCGUUGCUGGAGGCCUGACUACCGGGGAACCUGAUUUGGCAUUGACCGUGUUCGCUAGAUCUUUCGAAGGAUGUAGAUUACGGCCCCACCACAGCAAGCAGGUGCAGGAUACGUUGCUAUAAGAAUUAACUGUAGAAUGUUACUUUGUUUUGUC